Acanthamoeba castellanii str. Neff is the source of this 708-nucleotide messenger RNA. Its product is annotated as phosphate ABC transporter, periplasmic phosphatebinding protein. Lineage: Eukaryota; Discosea; Longamoebia; Acanthamoebidae. The record is from RefSeq and is a predicted model, not a curated record. The transcript is spliced from 5 exons. Bases 1 to 708 code for a protein of 235 amino acids.
AUGGACGACGCUGCUCUCCUGCCUGCAACGGCCCUGGCUGUCGUCCCUGGUUUCAACGUGCCGGAACUGAGGGGCCUCACGCUCGUUCUGGACUUUGAAACGAUGGCGGCCAUCUACUUAGGGCAAAUCACUAUGUGGAACGACGAUCGCAUCAAGGCCCUCAACUCGAUUGAGGUAGUUGCAGGGCUUCCCGUCCAACCCAUCAUCGUGAUCACACAAUCGAUCAGCUCUUCCGUCACACAAGCCUUCACGACAGCACUCAACCUCACAGUGCCAGAGUUCUCUGCUCAGGUGGGUGCCGGCACCCUGGUGAGCUAUCCGGUGCAGGCCGACGUAAAUCGCUCAAUCGUAACGGGCGCAGUGGACGGGAUCAUGUCCAACUUGCGAGACGUUCGCUAUUCGUUUACGACCUGGCUGGCCUACGAAAUCCUGCUGAGCCGAACGCUGGGCGUGGUAUCGCUGAAGAAGUCAGAUGGAACUGUGGUGCACCCGACUGUGGACUCGGUCAAAGUCGCGCUCAACGAUUACUUGAGCUCCGGUUCGGGCCUCGCCUAUGAUCUGAUGCUCCUCGGUACGACGAAGCACGAGCUCUCUUUUGCUCGCCUGGCUGCGGCUCACACUCAUCGCCAUCAUCGUCAUCAGGUAAAAGCGCAGAUGCCUGGCCGAUCGCCACGUUUGCGUCGUUCAUCUACAGGCAGCGCACGAUGA